Messenger RNA from Paramuricea clavata, 12652 nucleotides. The record is from the annotation of a GenBank genome assembly. Lineage: Eukaryota; Metazoa; Cnidaria; Anthozoa; Malacalcyonacea; Plexauridae.
AUGUUCAGACGAAGCAGUUCGAGAGCAAGUUCUAUCGACACUAUGCAAGAUUUAAAGAGGCAGGGCGGCUGGUUGUGCAUAGAUAGUAAACCUGUCUUAAAUUGUUAUUUAAAAAUUGUAGGCAGGUGUGCUGUUGCUGACGCUGAUGGCGAACGCAGAUGGACCGGCGAAGGCAGAUGGAUCGUCGAAGCCGAAGGAGAUGUACUCGGAGAAUGGAAGCGAAGGUAUGUUUUGAUAGUUAAGAGGAGUAUGACAAUAUGACAUGGCCUUUAUAGAUUAAGGCAUGCACAAGAAAUUUCCACAGACAUAUUUUAUACAAGCGCCGAGUAGCAUUUUAUUUUUGUCAUUAAAACGUAAUACUUCGCCAUGCUGGCACAAAAUCUAUGUUUUGCCUCGUGCAAAGACAAAUAUCACACGAUUUUUCCUGAUUUUGUCGAGUCUAUGUUUGACAAAUCGUGCAUCCCGUACAAACGAGAAUAAAAAGUAACUGAAAUAUGAAAAGCUUGUCAAUGCUUAUUGAUUUACGCUUAAGGUUUUUAAAGUAUUAAAAUAACAUCGCUGUACAUGUCGGCGAAAUUGCGUUAUAUAUAUUGCAGCAAAAUGCACUCCGCACUCGUGUUGGUUUAAACAAUGCCAUUGACAAUGGUCUGGACAGUGAACUACAGCUGCAAUAUCACAUCUUCACGUCAGUACAAACAGUCUGGGCUGUUUUAUAUAGGUUAACACGCUGAAAUUUGUUUAAUAUUCUUUGAUAUGAUAUGUACAAAAAUGACUCGAGAUGACACGCUUAAAAUUUGGCGGUCGAAACAGAUUUUAUUAACGCUAAUGACAAAACAACGGGAAGUGAAAAGGCCUAGCACAAUUGACAAAUCUGCCAUUCUUGCAACGAUGUUGCCCUUCGAGCGGCCUUUGGUCCUCAACAUAUUUUAUACAUCGACGUCUUUGCAAUUUCUGCAUGUACUGUAUUAAGGUAUAUUGCUAAAAUGGCUUGUUUUGCAUCUUAAUUUUCUCAUAGAUACAGGUUGUACCACUUGAAGUCACGGAUAGGUAACUUUCCUAAAACAAAAUAAAUAAUGACUUGUAUUGUUUUUCUAGUAGGUUUCACAUCCAGUCACAGUAAUGGCUAGUUUCCACUCAGCGGACAAGAAAAUUUUUCUUUGUGUUGAAGUCAUGAUUAGUUCCAACCCAGAGCUCAAAAGACAAAGAAAAAUUUUUCUUGUCCGUUCCAAUCCACGGAUAAUUCUCCUGAGUGAAAACUAGCCUUUACAGUGACAUGCCUGACUGGAAAGUUUGAAAAUUGCGCGCAGGAAAUUUUAAAAAUUUUAUGAUUGCAUUUGAAUUAGUUCCCGCCAACAGUUUUAUAACUUAAAGCGUUCGAGAUUUUUGCGUGUUUUUUUUGUCGGCAAUUUGACGUCAGUUCAGCGAUCUGCGAGCGACACCAAGAAUGGCGUUUAAAAAUAUUUCGAUCUGCAACUUUGUGGCAUAUAAACAGAGACAUUUUUUUCUAUAAAUACUGGCCUUGUCAUAUUCAAGUUUUGUGGGAGAUCCUUUAGAGGAAGGGGUAUGUCAACUUUUAAAAGCACCUAUGGCUAUGAAUGUUUUAUUGCUAACAUAAUAUGAAAUAUAUUCACCUAGCUGUGUCACCACAUAUCAGGGUAUACUAUCUUUCUUAUUAUAUAGUUUUGCAGUUCUGAUUGUGUACAGUCUUAGUCAUUAUGCACCAAUCAAUGUUAUGCCCGACCCUAGGGAGGGAGGGCAAACCCUGGGGCAUUUGACAUUUUCAAUAUUUUUGUGUCAAUAGGCCCUGCUGUGAAGCAGCACUUUGUGGUCAAUCAUAGUCAAAUGCCCCUCACCCCUGAGUUAGAAGAAAACUACAAAGAUGUUAUAAUCUGCUCAAACAAUUUAUUUAUAUUUUGUAUAAUAUAGCAUUUGUAAAUUCUGAACGCUAUAAAUUGUCGUUCACGUUGCUCUUGGAUUCAAUUGUAAUCAUUAUUUUCUCCUUUCUUAUUAUUUAUUUCCUAGUCUAUUAAGUAAUGUACUAAAAAGACAAAACUUAACAAGAUUUAAAAAGCCGCAAGUAAAGUGAUAUUAUUCAUGAAUUCACUUUGCAACUUUACUGAAACACGCCAUGAUGUCGGCCUCACUUGCGAAAUUAAUAGGAGAUUGGUAACAAGAAUGUCAAAAUGCCCCACCCUGGGAGCAUCCUUGAUGUCAAAUAAAAUAAAAUCCCCGACCCAGAAGCAGGGAAAUCAGGUCAAUUCCCUGUGUAUCCCCGCCCUCUCUAGGGUCGGGUGUAUCCCCGCCCUCCCUAAUGGUGUCAUCCAAAGCUGACGUAUUAUACAAAAAGGUCAACAAAUAGAUUUUGUUUCCUCAUCAACAGAUUGUUCAUUGGUUCUAUGCAAUAGGAGUAGCUUUGAAAAUGCCAUUAAAACCAUAAUUGGGACAAAAACUGACUAAGUAUUCCUGUAUAUGAAAUUGUUAUUAAAUUCUACAUGUCCAAUGAUUCAUUCAAGUAUUAGUAUAUUUGUUUAUACAUUUAACAAUUUUUAGUAUAAUUACGUAGGUGAUUAUUGAAUAUUCUGCACGCUGAUUGGUUGCCGUUGAGGUGAUUAUUACGCGAUAAUCACCUAAGGAUUUUCAAAAUGGCAGCCGAAGCCUUUUUGUCAAUUAAACGAUGAAGAAAUGUGUAUUUUCUUAUUUUAUUCCAAAUAAUCACCUAUGAAAUUAUCCUAAAACAAUUAUUCACUUCGGCUCGGUGAUUAUCGUGAAUAAAAACCUCAACUUUGUCUUGGUUUUUAUUCACCCAUAAUCGCUUUGCCUUCGGCGAAUAAUUGUUAAAUAUUCGCCAAGGGCGAUCAGGUGAUUAAUAUCAGGGAAUAUUUGCUGAAACAAAUUUGAGGUGAAUAUAUCCCCAAUAAUCACCGGGCCUGAGGUAAAUAAUUGUUUUAGUAUUUUUGUUUUUGUGGGACUGAAUUUAUUUUAAUUUCGCUUAUUCCUUUAUCAGUAUAUUCUUCCACAAAAUGGCUAUAUAGCCACCAUUUUGAAAAUUUUGGUUUUGUUAUAUAUAACAGCUUCAUACGUCAAAUUUGACCAAUCAACUUGUAGGAUUUGUUAUGUUCACUUGUGCAAGACUAGAAUUCCAUUGCUUGCACUUGGCAAUGCAUUGUCAAUUAGGUUGUCAUUCCUUCCUGAAUUAGGCUGCCCAAAAAAAUUUGCACUUUUCCCACUUGUAAUAUGAUUUGGUGAAAAGAUUACAAGCCCUGCACUUGUCACAUCUGUUUGUGCUUUUGCACAAGUUAAAAUGCAAGUGAGAAGAUUGAGUUUAUAAUUAAUAUGCAAGAUGCUUGAACAAAUUUGAUAUAAACAUCAAAGCUAUUCACAAAGUAGCUUUAUGUAAAAUUGCACUAAUUUUUCAUUUUAGAUGGAUCCUCCUGAAAGCUGGUGACUUUGAUACGUCUGCCUCGCUGUUGCACGCAGUACGGUCGAAGUUCCGCGAUGGAGCGAUGUACCUUGAUCCAGUGGCUACCAGCCAGGAUGUAAAUUGCCUCCGGCAGUGUCUCGUUAAAGAGUACCGCCAGGUGUACCCUGGUUCUCGGCGCAUCGGAUACAUCGCUGAACAUCUGGGAUACCAGAAUAUUCCAAACAGCAAUUAUUGGUAUCUUGGAGAAGAGGUAAUAUUGUUUAAAUUCUUGUUGGAAAUUUUUGGCCUAAAAAUAAUAUAUGACAUGCUAAAACUAAAAGUUACUAUCACAAGGAAAGUGCUGCCAUCAAAGGAAAGAGAGUAAACACAAUUUGCUGAAUAAGGCAUGUUGAUACGGUUCCAGCACCGCUUUGCCAGGACGACAUAUUAGGCGAGAUGAUUUUGUGGAAAACUUUAUUUUCUAGAGAUGGAUUAUAGUUAACUGUAAACGAAAGGUUGUUCAAAAAGCUAUAAAAAAUCUUGAAAUACAUGAUCUUCUCUACAACAUUUGAGUUCGGUUAGCCAGCAUUUGAAAUUUUGUUUAGUCUAGUGACUUGUUUAAAUACACCAAAAUCAUCCCAUCUUCCAUCAUGUAAACAGCCCAGCAGAGUAUGCCCAUUCACAGGUUAGUUGCUGACCUAACUUUCAUGACCUAACGUUGCAUGACCUAACUUGCGAACGGGCAUACUCUGGGUACGAGAUUGCUAAUAUGUCUGUUCAGGAUGCAGGAAAAGACUGAAAAGUGCAAUUUGAAUAUCAAACACCUUGCACAAAGUCUAAGGUCAGCUAAAUAUUUUAAUCCUUGAAUCCCUUCAAUGCUUUAUACUGAAACUGUCUGUACCAGUGUAGGUAGUACCAAAGUGAAAAUGCUGUGCUGAGUGGUUAUAUUACUACCUUAAAAAAUAAGCAGGAACUCAACAUUUCGAGCGAAAGGGCCUUCCUUUAUAACUUCUUGCUUUUGUAUGUAUAAUUAUACUGUUAAUGGUGAAGCUAGCCAUUAUUAAAGUAAACUCUGCAUGUCCAAUGAUUCAUUCAAAUAUUAUCAUUGUUGAUAUAUAUGGCAAUAUGACAUUGUACAGUAUUCAGUAGCAAGCGAGCCAUGGCAACUGGUCAUGCUAUGCUAAUAAACCUGCACUAUUUGAAUAAUGCAAAUCAUUAAAAGCUUGCAUAACAUGACUUGUUGCUACAAUUUCAUAUACCUUACUUGUAUUAAAAUUUGCGCAGUACUAAAAUUCGCACAGCGCUGCGUUGCGCGAGUUUUAGUAAUGUGCGAAAUAUAAUCUGUGUGAAAAGUUUUGUGAUGUAAUGAGACACCGGUUGUUAGUAAUGCAAAUCAGUUGAUUUGUGUAACCUGAUUUAACGCACAUCUACACAUUUGACAUAUCAUAUGUUCUAAGUUGUCCUGUCAAUAUUAAAAAUAAAAAUGUCUUCCUCCCAGACAAUUUCAGUCUGGAUAUUCUCGGGUUCCACAUAGCAUUCCAUAACGAAUGCCUGCAUUUUGCCACAGAUCCUCAAAUAUUGUCGCCAAAGGUUGGCAAUGAUCAUGUGUGAGCGCCACAUUGGAAGAGCCACAACGAAAAGAGGAUCCAUUUGAACUCUAGCUAAAUAUAUUUGUGUGUUUUGAGAUAUAUUUGUGCGUUUGAAAUAUAUUUGAGUGUUGCACUUGUGGGCCAUAGUUUUAUACAUGAGAAUAUAUGGGAAUGCUAAUAAAAGAGAUUAUUAUUGCAUUAGGCAAAUGAGAACCAUACAAUAAAUGUUUUAGUUUUAUUACAUAAUUUUGAAAUGAUUCUUGAGGCCACCUAAUCGUUUUUUUAUUAAGUUUUGAUAAAAAGUACUCGUUAUAAAUACAUUAAUUGUUAAUAGUUCUAUUGAACAAACCAAAAAGAACGAACACGGAAAAUUUCUUGCUCGAAUUUAAAGCUGCGCGCAUAUGAACAAGGUGCGCGAAAUUAAAUUGCGCAUCAAUACGACGCGAUUAUUGUUUUAAUGGCACAUUCAAGACUACCCCUAUUGCAAAACAACUGAACAAUCUGCUGAUGAGGAGACAAAAUCUAUGUUGACAUUUUUGUCAGCUUCAGAUGACCAUAUUUCAUUUGUAAUGAUUAAGAUUGUAUUUAAAAGUAAAUUACUAUAUGGCAAGCAUGUGUUAAAUUGGCAAAUCUUGCUGUGUUGAUUACCUCUAUACCUGUUUGAUAUGUUCUUGCACAGUCCUCACUCUUAUUAUUGUAUACAUAUGUUUGCAACAUAUAUAGUAUAUGCCAUUCUUGCUUAUGUGAAUUGUUAUUUUUUUAUUAUAGCUGCACAUUGAGAACAAUGCAGCUCUCCCUGAGGAGGCGUUCAGAGUGUUUCAGGGCGAAAAUGACCUCCAAGCUUUUUCCACCACCAUGAACCAAGAACUGCUGGACCCCUUGAUCAUGAAGGAUGCCAUGACCAGGUGAUAAUAUAACAUUAAGCCAUGUUAUCUAAAAAGUAUCUGUUGAAUAAUUUUGUGAUAUUUAUUCAUAUAGCUUGAUGAGACACGCGGAAUGCUUUGGCGUCAACACACAAAGUUUUAAGCUGGCCUUGGCCUUUGUGGCGUCCAGGAUUCUUCGGGCUAGUGAAAGACAGGAAGCUUGGAGUAAGUUUAUUUGUAUAGGUAAUCACAUGAUGGCGAUCAGUACAAGUGAUGUUUGGAAAUUUUGCCAUACUUGGAUGUGCAUGAAGUCCAAUUGGACAUCACAAGUACUAUUAACCCAUUAAGCGCUCUUCCCUUGACGAGUAAAAUCAUCUGGCGUUAGACAUAGUAAAAUACUAAAGUAGGGUGUAUCAGGGUGCAUUGCCACUCAAUGGGUUAACUAGACACAUGGGUAGAUAGGUUAGUUAAUCCCAAAUCCCAGCAACAUCGCUUGUUUAUUAUUGGCAUAACAAAAUUGGAUACUUCUCGAUGUCAAUAUUCUCUCACCAAAGCCCAGCUGCCAGACUUUCAACCAAAAUUUGGUGCUUUUGUUCGUAUUUUUAUUUAUAUACUAAUAGUAUAGGCUAUUUCCAAAUGGUCUAAUUUACCUAAAUGUGUUAUUGCCAGGUAUUGUUAUUCGAGUCAUCUUACCAACAUGUGUGUAUGCAUGUGUGUAUGAUGUUUAAAUGUAUUUGUCAUUAUUUAGGGGAGAGCAACAUUGCCAUGCUUUACUCUGAAGCCAGGAAUUGCGGAAAGUCGUUAUCUCUACAGCUUUUUGCAUACCUUCAGGGAGCAACCGUACCGCACCCAAUCAUCUUUGCUGGCGGCAAUGAGACAACGUUGCGGUAAGUUUUGUUCCACAAGUCGUAACUAACUUCUGGUACAUAAAUGGCAAAAAAUUAAAUCUAAUUUUUUAAAAAACUAUUUGUUCCAGGCAGUCGAUGAUUCGGGCAGUGUCAAGCACAACCUUGGUGUCGCUGUUUGAUGAUCCUAAGAUGACAGCCUCCUUCUCCGAGUAUUUGUACCAACUACAAGGUAGGUACCCUUAAAAGUGAUUUAGUAGAAACUAACCAAGCUGAGGGUUCCCUUCCUAAGAAGUCUGAGAAGCUCAUGAAUACAAAGUAAGAAUCUGUAGGUUGAUACAAACAGUGUAAGCAUAAAAACAAUUCUUCUUGAUAGUUGUGGCCUAAAAAUGUUGAAUUAAAUGUAUUCAAAAAAUGAUUAUUAUAUUUCCAAAUGAUAAUAGUGAUAAUGAUAAUAAACAAGAAUAUAACAUUCUCACACUGGGUUGCCGUGUAGUCUGCCACCGCAAAAGUAGCAGUGCCUUUAUUUAUUAACAAUUGUUUUCAUACACAAAAUUAACAUAUAGACCCAAUAUUAAUAACCCUAAACAAUGUCUCGAACCACAAGGGUGGGCGGGUGGGAACUACCUCACUUGCGGCAAAAGACAAAACAUGCUCUAUCUCAAGGCGCAUGCCCAUAUAAGGGCAUCACACCUCGCCCGGGGCCCCCCAGUGUGAGAACCCGUUUCUUGCUUCUUUCAUACUUCAGCCAGCGAGAAACUAUAAAUAUUUAACAAUUAUUCACCAAAGGAGAGAUGAUUGAUUAUGGCAGAAUAUUUGCUGAGACAAGUUGAGGUAAAUAUUCACCGAUAAUCACCGAACCUGAGGCAAAUAAUUGUUUUAGUAUUUAUGUGCUUUUUGGGACUGAAUUUAUCCUUAUUUCUUUAUCAGUAUAAUGGCUACACAACGGCUAUCUGCCAUAAUCGAUAAUUUCCGGUUUUGUUAUAUUCACCUAUAGGUGAAUAUAACAGCUUAAUACGUCAAAUUUGACCAAUCAAUUUGUAAGAUUUGUUAUGUUCACUUGUGCAAAAAUUAUAAAACGAUAUAAAACUUAUAAUAAUUUCUAUUUCAAGGUGGCUUAACUCAGGGAUCAUUAAAAAGUGGCGUCCAUACGCCCAAGGGUACCAUUAUGUUCACUGGUACCACCAAGGAAUCUGACAGGUAUUUUAAAUUAUUGUAUCAAUUGUUACCCUUAUAUAGAUCUAAAUAUGGCUGCAUGUCACUACAUGGACUAACUUAAUAAGCUAAUCUUUUUGGCAAUUUCCAUUAAUGUAGAGAUGUCUUAAUUUCCAAUCCAUAUACUCUGAUAACCACUUUGUCUCUAAGACACAGCAGAAAUAUCUGUGAAACCCCAGUUCAAUUAGCUCGCUACCACAUUGGGUACCCAUCUUCGACCAUUUUGACCCCAAAAUUUCAAUAGCAUGUCGAGCAUUUCAUCCACAUGCACCUUGUCUACUGCAUCUCAUGCAAUGUUGUACUUAGUUUAAACAAAAGGCCAACAAAAUUUGUUUUUUAAUAUAUUUUUAUUAAUAAAUAUUAAUGAUCAUGAUAAUAAACACUUGUAAUGUUAAUUUAACCCUAGUUAAUUUUUUUUUUAGUUAAUUGGUUUUUUUGCAUUUGUUAAUAUUGUAUGUAUGAGAUAUACAGGAAACAAAGUGUUGUUCAUAAAUAUGUAUAAGAAUGUAUAGUCAUAUAGUUAAUGUUAUAUUGUGAUUGUAAUUUUAUAAAUUAAUUGUUAUAUGUUUAGUGUAUUUUGUAAAUCGUUUGGUGGGAAGUAAUAAAUAACAAAUAGUUCUGUUGUCUUUUUCACCAAUCGUGCAAUUGUUAAGUUAAUAAACAAAUAAAUCACGUGAGUAUCCAUCAUGGAUAAAUAUAUAUGUAUAAAAAUAAGUUAUAAUUUACAUUUAAUGUAUUUGGAAAGGCUCGGUUAACUACUUGCAUGUACAGUAUAUGUGUGAGAUAAAUUGUCACUCCUUUAUCUUUUGUUUGUAUUACAGACUGGAAGGAAGAAUCUUGAGAUUUGAUUUCACUAGAGAUCCCAACCGUUCUAGUGAAAAUGAAUCUCGAUUAGUGGACUUCGUCAAAGACAAUAAGGUACUAUAAAUUGUUCUUUACUGAGAUACAAUAGAUAAAGAACAAAAAUGUUUAAAAGUAUUUUCGGUGUACAUAGAGAUAUUGAAGCAAAGUGGGAUUUUAUAUGAAAAAGAAGGAAUCGAAGCAGAAGACAAUAUCUUUAGGUAGAUUGAAGUGAUCAAAUAACUGCCAAGCCUUGAGCAGUUGAGCAUGUUUAACACUCUACUCUAAACUCAAUAAUAUAGGCUUUUUGCAUCCAAGCGAAAUCUAUGUAUAACUGUGGAUGGCAUGGAGAAUGUUUAUCAAAUUGAUGAAUAGACAAUGAAUUGAGGAAUCGUCGAAUUGGUUAACGUUUUUACUCGCAAAACUGGCAAACCUAACACUCUUGAGAUAAAGACGAUUAAAAAUAGACUUACAGUUUAAUUUUAUUGUAGGGUUUGAUUGUAGCGUGGGGGAUGCGUAUGAAGGCCAUAUGGCCCGAAGUUGCUCGACAUGCCGUGGCCAUUCAACGCAUCCUGAAAAACGUAAUGCAGUCCUUGGCACCAGAUCAAAAUCGGUGGAGGGAAGCAAUGGCAAAGCUCCUUCUUGUUCAUACAAUGGUAUGUAAUAUAUGAACAACAAGAGCGAGCGUUUCACCGGGAUAUCCAAACACGAGAAAACAUGAAUCGAGACGUAACAGAAUGUUUUCGUUUGCUGAUUUGAAUAGAAUUCUUAACCAAGCAUAACAUAAUUAGGAAUUCUAUUCAAGUAAUUUUGCAUGCGUAAUUAAGAUAUUUGAUGAAAACACUAGUGACUUUCAUCAAGUAUCCAAAUGGCAUCUUGUGAUCAAAUAGAUGAUUAUCAUUGGCUGAAUUACUCGUGAAUUAUUAAUGAAUUUGAGAAAUGUAUAUAUAUAUAUAUACUUAAAAUGUCCAAUAGAUUGUGAAGAACAAAUGUCAAAAGCAACUGAAUGAUUGAUUUCUUUUUUAUUUGUUAAUAUUUUUCUAAACACAAAACUUUAGCAUUCACAGGUUGUAACCUUGUUUUUGCAUUCUUAAUAUAAAAAAUGUCACAGUUACUCCAUUACUGGUGUUCUAAUCUCACACAGGGAUGCAUCCAGCAUGAUCUGGUAGGGUGUUCUGCCAGUUUUGGUGCCGAGUUGUGUCUGUCGUGUGUGCCACCCGUCAAUGAUUAUUAUUAUCAUGUUAUUAUGCAAAUUGUCUUUAAUAUUUGUUUGCUUUGAAUAGCAUUCCCUUGCACCCCUCAAGCUAGGGUGUUCCCCAGCUUCCGCUACUUUUUGUUAUUGAGUUUGUCCAUUUUUUCCCAGAUCGAUGCCACUGCCGACCUUUCCCCAAGGAUUGCUGAUGUCAUUCAUUCCCUUGGUGGCAAUCGAAGCAGUACUGCCUUGGUGCUCAAAAGGCUGCAACGUUCAAUACUUGUACGCAUACGAGAGGAAGAUGUAAGAUUCCUUGUAGCUUCAUGCUGACAUGCAUGUAGCAUUAAUUUCAACAUUAUGCUGGACUGGUUGAAAUUUCCUUUUAUUUUAGCUUAAGGAUAAAAUCUUUUUGCAGGUUGCACCCUUGACAUGGAUCAAUCCAUCUGUCCGUGUCACACCGAGCAGUGAGGAUGAGUGGGUCCCAGGUUUUGCCAUCCGCAAAACUGCCUUUGAGAACCUGGACGUGUCGUGGAGCGUACGUAUCUUGCAUUGUUGAAAUACAAAUAUAUCGGAAUGUUUUAGGUGCUACAUUGACUAUUUAAAUGAAUGAGAAUGUGAAAAUAUAUUUUUAGCGUCUUUGUUCUUAAUAUUGUAGGAAGUGCAUUGUGCUUUGGGUGAAACCGCCAACAUCCAGCGGUCAAUUGCCUUUGCCAAGGACCGCUCCGCGACAUUGGCAGAUCUGCGUCGUAAAACAACAAAGUGUAUCACGACGGCCCAAGGAAUUAAGAUUCCGCGUGCGGCAUUGGACCAGCUGUUCCUGGACUGGAUUGACUAUGGUAAGUUUUACGUGAUUAUCAAAAAUCAACAAACUGCAGCUUGACUAUCUGUCCGAGUGUUUUUAGAAGGGAAAGAGCAUUUUUGAUGCCAGUAUGAUCAGAAUAGUACAUGUCAUUGAUAGCCUAUGUCAGCUAAAUGGAUUCUGUCAUGGUUGUAGUUCAAAUACUGGUUCAUUUUAUUAACUACAGUAGCUAUUAUUGCUAAUUGAUAAUAUUUUACAAACAGAAAUUGAUGAUGAUGGAGAAGAACCAGAAGACCGAUACAAUCCAGUCCAGGGGUCCAAUGUUUCCAGAGAAGACUUGGGCUGUCUGAGACAUGUUGAAAAGGAAGUCGUGGCCCUUGUCGCAGGUAUAUUUUCAUUGCAGUAUGAUUAUUCAUUGUGUGUACAAAAAAGAAUGAACAGAUGAAGACUGUAAAAAGGACGACAAGUUAUAUUUUUGAUACAUGAUAGUUUAGAAAUAUUGGAACAAAACCAUGUAAAUAAUUGAAAUAUUGGAACAAAACCAUGUAAAUAACUGCCGAUGGACGUUUUUAUUUAGAUCGCUUUUCCAGAAGGCCGGUUGACCCCACUCCUCCUAGACCAGUGUUGCCGGACUUCGAGAUUGCCACUGCGGUAAGUAAGGAAAAUAUAGAGUGUUUUGUUACAAUAAAAAAAAUACAAGCAAAAUAUCAACAACUUCAUAUUGUAAUCAACAUAGACUAGCGUGAUUGCCAUGUAUUUGUAUUGAUAUGUGUUGUAUGGGAAUACUCGGUUAUUACUAUAUGCAAAUUAAAUGGAUAUAUAACAAUAUACCAACAAAUAAGCUUGUGGUUUUUAAAAUAUUUUUAUUUUUAAUUUUUUUAUAUACAUGUUCCCUGUAUGAGAAAGAUCUAGUUGUAUUCAAAUAUCGCAGCCGACAUUUAGAAUAAUAAUAAAAUAAUGUAAAUAUACAAUAAUUGACUAAUUAUUUAUUCAUAUUUUAGCCUUUGACUCCCAGAAGUAAGCGUCUCCUGGAAACAAGGACGGCUUCUCCCGGGAAACGUAGAGUGCUACUUCUGGUAAGUAUUCAUUUUUAUUUAUAUAUGGCAAACAUGUAUUUGAUUGGCUGCUGACGAGAUGGGAUUCUCCCAUAUUGCCCACAGGGAAAACAGAUUUUAUUAUUGCCCUGCAAAGUUGCAAUAGACAAGCUUAGUUCUUUAGUUAAAAGUCUUUCAAAAUACGGUACUCAAAACGAGGAAAAGUAAACAUAAAAUAUGGAAAAGGUGUGACUGUUGCAUGUGCAUGGUUAAAGAACUUGAUUCUAACAUCUGGAGUUCCGCAAGGCUCUAUCCUUGUCCAGUUUUUUCUGUAUGUGAAUGGACAGUAAAAACAUCAAAGGUGACUUGUUUCGCUGAUGAAACCAAGGUUCUAAAUAAAGCUGGUUAACAACUUUGCACAUACCAUUGGUCUUCAAAACGAUUUUGACAACAUCAACACUUAGGUCAGAGCGAAUGGUUUGAAAUUCAACCAAGCAAAAUGCAAUUCCCAGAAGUGGCAAUUUUCAGAGUACAAAACAGAGUCAGACGUGCUAUAAUAUGUGUUAAUACUGUAUGUUUAUAUUUCCUUUUGUUCACAGUACACUUUACAACUAUAAUAAAUAUUGUUAUCAACAUCACAUGUUGUCCGUAUAUAAGCCCUCCACCAUAUAAAAGCCCCUCCACUAUAUAUAAGCCCCCCAUAUAAGCCACUCCUUCACAUAUAAGCCACUCCAUGUGUAACUCCACCAAAAGUGCUUGCAAACCAAUAUAAGCCCAGGGCUUAUAUUUGGUAUAAUAAUUCUGUUUUUAGGGCUUCCAGUUGGGCCAAUCAUAUUUGGAUCCUGGACUGAGAACUCCAUCUGGUAGAGUUUCAG